This is a messenger RNA of Sabethes cyaneus, 1078 nucleotides long. It is a transcript of the gene eIF3f1, whose product is annotated as eukaryotic translation initiation factor 3 subunit F. NCBI's taxonomy places the organism in Eukaryota, Metazoa, Arthropoda, Insecta, Diptera, Culicidae. Gene Ontology annotation, biological process: translational initiation. Gene Ontology annotation, molecular function: translation initiation factor activity; metallopeptidase activity; translation initiation factor binding. The record is from RefSeq and is a predicted model, not a curated record. Gene Ontology annotation, cellular component: eukaryotic translation initiation factor 3 complex, eIF3m. Bases 49 to 912 code for a protein of 287 amino acids. The transcript is spliced from 3 exons.
AUUUCUUCUUUCUGUUCAGGUGUGUGGAGAAUCAUAAUCCGCUGCAGAAUGUCCACGAUAAAUUUGCCUCUAAACCUAACCGUACGCGUUCAUCCGGUAGUGUUGUUCCAAAUUGUUGAUGCCUACGAGCGACGUAAUGCGGAUUCACAAAGGGUUAUCGGAACUUUACUUGGCUCCGUUGAUAAGGGUAUAGUUGAAGUGACCAACUGUUUCUGCGUUCCACAUAAAGAACAUGCCGAUCAAGUGGAGGCUGAAUUGGGCUAUGCCUCAGACGUGUAUGAUUUAAACCGGCGCGUCAAUCCUUCGGAGAAUAUUGUUGGAUGGUGGGCAACUGGUCAAGAGGUCACUAACCAUAGUUCCGUUAUUCAUGAGUAUUAUGCCCGCGAGUGCAAUAAUCCAAUUCAUUUGACGUUGGAUACUUCCCUAACUGGUUGUCGCAUGGGCAUCAAGGCUUAUGUGUGCGUAUCAUUGGGAGUUCCCGGAGGAAAAACAGGCUGCAUGUUUACUCCGAUCAAUGUAGAAGUAACAAGCUACGAACCGGAGGUCGUCGGUCUUAGACUUUGCUCGAAGACGAUUGGUGUUCAGUCCAACCCGGCAAGACCCCGCACGGUUUCGCCAAUGUUGGACCUGGCUCAAAUCACUGAGGCAUCCGGGGAGCUGCUUACUCUACUGGGUGAAGUUCUAAACUAUGUGGAAGAUGUCCUGGCCGAGAAGCAACAGCCUGACAACACAGUCGGGCGGGCCUUGCUGGAUCUUAUUCAUUCCGUUCCGAAUAUGACUACGGAUCAGUUCGCUCAGAUGUACAACUCAAACGUGAAGGAUUUGUUGAUGGUGGUAACUUUGUCUCAGCUCAUUAAGACCCAACUGCAAUUGAACGAGAAAUUGACCAGUCUGACGUCUUUUCUCAAUUAAGGUGUGAAGAAUAAUAGCAGCAGCAGUUACAGCACCAGAAAAGUUAAAAAUAAAAGUGACGUUGAAAGUGUACUUCUUGAGACUCGGGUUCCAAUAACAAAGAACGUUCUGUAGUUGUGCAUUAUUUGUAUUGCACUAUUGACAAGAAAAUAAAUACGGAAUUGGA